AUGGAUUUCGAAAGACAAGAUCCUGAAAAUUAUUUUCUGGAGUUGUUGGGUACAUGUGUAGAAGGGGGGAUGCGUGGUUUUAAAAUCUUCGAGGGGUAUAUUUCUAGUCAGCAAUGGUUGUCUUGUUCUUCAGCCCAUAGUUUUUGUCGGCAGGAAGGUAUAUGGAAGCAUUGUAUGCUGUUGUAA
This is a messenger RNA of Thelazia callipaeda (thelaziosis nematode), 186 nucleotides long. Lineage: Eukaryota; Metazoa; Nematoda; Chromadorea; Rhabditida; Thelaziidae. The record is from the annotation of a GenBank genome assembly.